GUUGGUUUUUUUUUUUUUUUCCCUAACCCCACUAGCAGGCACGAGCGUCGUUCCAAAAUACCAGCUGGCAAGGUGUGAGAUGCUGUCUGGCAGCAGAGUGCUCCCGCUCCCGCAGGGGCUGUGCCGAGCCUGAGAAAAUCCUCCACAAAGCGCCCUCAGCCUCGGGAGCACCCUCUUUAUAUUCUCUUCGUGUUGUCUCAUUAGUGCGGAAACUUGCUUUCGCACGAACGUUACCACCGACAUAAUUGCCUUAUGCAAUUAAAGCUCCUGGCUCUUUAAAUUCCAUGGGUAACAAAAAAAAAAGAAAGAAAAAGGGCUCACGCCUUUAGGAAUUAAAAGCUUUGCGUGGUUGGGCAGUCGGAUUGAAUAUCUCCAUGCUCCCUGCAGAAACACUGCUGUCGAGGCUUUGGACACAUGUCGACUUCUGCAGGCUUUGGAGCUGCUCUGCUGGCCCUAACGUUUUAUGCAGCCCAGGUCCAGAAGAAACUUCGUAAGAGAAGUCUGAAGAAUGUAGAUGGAAUGACUGACCUCGAGUACAGCCGCUGUGAAGUUACUGGCAGUUCGUUCCUGUGAACGCUGCCAUGCAAACAUACUGAAUUAUUUUCUUUCCUCCAAAAAGUCAAUGAACUGUUACGAAAUGUACUCAGUGUUCCACCAUGUACAGUCAUUUUGCUGUGAUAUUCCCAGCGAAAUGUUACUGUUUAUGUCUGUGUAAUAAGAAUGGAAAGAAAAUAUGCUUUUCUUAACAAGGCAUGGAUGCAAAGCCUAUUUAGGAUGGAUUUCAUGUUUGCAGCAUGGGGAGGUUUGGCUCUGAUGAAAAUCAUGUGUGUAGUUAGUUGUUACACGCACUGCGAGUCUCAAAUGACUGGGAUUAUGUUCUUCCAAUUUAACAAGGUUAUCCAUUCAGUAAGUGGAGAGAGAUGAGUCAGAGCACAACCCCAGAUCCCAGCUCGCAUCGAUUUAACAAGCCACAGGACAAGCUGCUAAAGCAGCGAGGACGGUUGUCAUCACUGGUGUUCCAGAUGGCCUUCUGCACGAUGAUGUCAUGACUGACAUACUGAUGAUUCACUUCCAAAUGUCGAAGAAUAACGGGGGAGAUGUGGAAGAAGUAAUAUAUCCGACGAUGCAAAAAGGAGUUGCAUAUGUAACUUUUGAAGAUCAGGAAGUUGUAGAGCAAGUUCUAAAGAAGGAUGAACAUCGACUAGAAGACAAGAGGUUGUCCAGAUACUAUCUGCUGACAGUAACCCGUUACUGUGAACAUGUCUUCAGUUCUGUCACGUCUGUCCUCAACAUGUCUGUUUUCAAAGAUCAGUUUGUUUUAGAAGACCUGAUAGAAGAACUUAAGAAGAAGAGCAGCGCAGCUUUGAGCUUUGGUCCUUUGCAAUCCAACGGGCAUGUUUCUGUUCAAGGGUCAUUUCCAGCAAUCAAAUUGCUAAGAGACUUUCUCUUACUAAAAGCAAAAUCCCUUUCAGAGAAGGACACAGGAGAAGUUCGUACGUCCCAUCAGAGACCAAGGAGGAGGUUACAGCAACCCAGACUUACCACGGAGACGAGUCGUUUCGUUCAUGGCGCAGGGGAAAAACAAGUGGUUGUUCUUGACACAGAUGUAUAUCACUACAUGAAGAACUUUUAUCCCAGGACAUUCCUAGGGAAUGAUGAUGUGGCAGUUUCAGGCGUUACCGAUGGUGAUGUAACUAUGGUGUAUAUUGAGAAUGCUGGAAGUAGGUCUAACGCCAAACAGGUGUUAGGAGUCAAAGAGAAAAUUGAAAAUCAGUCUCUGAAACUCCAUUAUCUUUUACGUAAAGAAAGGAUCUACUUUGAGGAGCAAAGUGGAGAUAAAAAGCAGAGAUAUAGACAGGCGUGUAAAAGUCUACACCCCUAUCACCCUCAUGUUUUGGUGAUUCCUUACGAUACUCACAUUGAUGUUAUAGGAUAUUCUUCUGAGAUUUUUGAAUUUACGAAGGCGCUGAGCAAUAAGAUUCAGAGCCCCCUUCAGACCAAGUAGGAAGUUAGUCUUCAUGCUUUUUGCACGUUGUUCUGGUGUGACCUGUGCACCUCCGUGUCCCUGCAGAUCCGUCACGUUCCUCCCACUCGCGGGCUAGGAAGUCUGCACGUGAACGAACUCACUCCCCCAAAAUUCCAAAUUAAGUUCAGAACAGGAAACAAAUGAUUUCUGUAUCUCUUGUAAGCUUAGAGACCAAAGGUGUUAGGCCUCCUCUGGCCAGAUCUAGCCACCUUUUUGCUUUUGCUAACCGCGCUCUGGGCACACGCGCACUCAUUCCACCUUGCUGUCGGGGAGCAUAUGAUAAGAAAAGAGGAAUAUUUUUUUUAAGAAGUCAGACUGACAAAGCUGGGCGAGCCAACCUGAUGUGAAAUACUGUGUCGAAGUUAAGGUGUAUUUCUUUGUGCUGGGACAUGACUGCUAAAAAUGGGAAUGGUGGCCUUUUUCUGUUCCCUUUAGUACAGAAGGAAGUUCUCGUCAUUGGGAUGCACAAAGAAGGUAAAGAUUCAGCACUUGAGGGGGGACUAAACACUUUAUUAAAUUUACAGGUUAGUCGUGUCCCGAGAAAGACCUUACAAGAUGGCAUUGGAAGUUCUUGACGGUUGAAAAUAAGCAAAUUUGUAUUCACAGGAGCAAUAAUGGGGUUUUUCCCAGCUGCAAGGGCAUUUGCAGCAUCCUUUGACAGCACGUUAUUUAGACAUGAAAGUGUAUCCAAAGUUUUGAGGGGAAAAUCUUGGGACAUUUAGACUUUUGAAUCAGAUUCUGUUUAUGUAAAUACGUUUAUAGAUCCAUUACAAAGGUCCAAAUGGCCAUUCUAAUUUAGGCUUUUUAUAAAACCAAUUUAGAAAAUAACUUAUUUUAUGAUACAGCGUGUUCAGAGUAUUUUGUCAAAACACACAGAGCAGUGGCUCUUUUGUCUUAUGUGUGGGAAAAGUUUUAUUAUUUUUUUUUAAUGCCAUUAAAGAAAUUAACUCUACAGA
Molecule: messenger RNA, 2982 nt
Organism: Calidris pugnax (ruff)
Lineage: Eukaryota; Metazoa; Chordata; Aves; Charadriiformes; Scolopacidae
Gene: RBM43
Product: RNA binding motif protein 43
Exons: 4
Coding region: 1046-2005 (319 amino acids)
Molecular function (GO): RNA binding
Source: RefSeq, a predicted model, not a curated record